Molecule: messenger RNA, 1753 nt
Organism: Glossina fuscipes
Lineage: Eukaryota; Metazoa; Arthropoda; Insecta; Diptera; Glossinidae
Product: structural maintenance of chromosomes protein 5-like
Exons: 7
Biological process (GO): double-strand break repair via homologous recombination
Cellular component (GO): Smc5-Smc6 complex
Molecular function (GO): ATP hydrolysis activity; ATP binding
Source: RefSeq, a predicted model, not a curated record
AUCUUUUCCCAAGUGCAAAUAGAAUGUAGAAAUAUUCUCCCCAGUAUAGAUGUGCAACAAAUCGAGCAGAAAAAACAUAGACUAAGCGAACUUGGACGGGCGAUUGAUAAUUUACGAAAUCAACGAAGUUCAUUGGAAGCGCAAAUGCGAGAAAAAGAAGUAUUAUAUAAAGAAAAGAAGGAUAAAUUAAGUGAGAUAAGGAGUCGGCAAUACGAACUUAACCGGAAGAUGGACGAGAUUCGCAAGUGUAAAGAAAGAGUUAUUGAUUUAAAAAAUCAACUUAAAGAUCGUGUCGUUGAAAGUGAUUUAAGACGUAAUAUAGCAAAAUGUUUAAACGAACUUCUUCGCUGCCAAGCGGGAAGAGUUCAAGCUUUAAGUUCACUCCAAAAAGCUGCUGCAAACAAAGCAUUCUUGCAGGCAAAGUUGCAUGUAUUUAAUACCGAAAAUGAGGCAUUAGUUAAUCAAAUUAACACACUUUUGGAGAAUAGAAAUUCUGCGAAGGAGAGAGUGGCUGCGAUAAAGUCAAAAUGCGAGACGUUUAAAAGUAAACUUCGUAAAAAAGAAGAUGAGAUGGCAACAUUGAUUAGUAAAUCGGAUCCCCGUAAAAAGAAUUCAAUGACUUAUCAGUUUUACUGUGAUUUGCCCGACAACUAUGAGGAAUUAAAAGGAUUCCUUAACGAUUACGCCGCCCGUUUGGAUUGCAUGGAGAAUGUAAAUUCUGAGAUUUUACGGGAACACGAGAAUAAACUUCAGGAGAUUAAAGCAAUUGAAAGUGAAAUUCAAGAUGUGUUGGAGGAUAAUCAAGACUAUGUCGCCAAGAUUCGAACUAUCUAUGAUAGUUGGUUUCCGACUGUAGAUCAAGUAAUUGGAACCAUUAAUAAGCAUUUCAGCGAUUUUAUGCGAUCAAUGGGCUACGUUGGCGAAGUGAGGCUAACACGAAAAGAUACGUAUGACUUUGGCUCGUUUGGAAUUGAAAUUUUGGUUCAGUAUCGACAAAAUGUGCCUUUACAGGCCCUCAAUAGGCAUGUGCAGUCCGGAGGUGAACGCGCCGUGGCUAUUGCUGCCUUUACAUUGUCCAUGCAACACAUAAGUCAUGUACCUUUUCGGUGCGUCGAUGAAAUUAAUCAGGGAAUGGAUGCACGAAAUGAGAGGAAAAUUUUUGAUAUGUUAGUAGAUGAAACUACAAAGACCGGUUCCUCGCAGUACUUUUUUGUUACGCCGAAGCUCCUCCGCAAUUUAAAGUCUCAUAAGAGAGCCUCAGUUCAUCUUGUUUUUAAUGGUCGCAAGAUCGAAUCGAAAGAUGCAUUUAUAUUUGUAAUGCCAUCUUAACGAUUAUAUAUUAUAAAAUUUUAUUCGUAUAUCUAUACAGGCUGUGAAGUAAAAUGUUCAAAUUGUCGAUUCGUUGAGAAACUCUGAAAACUAUUGUGUCUCGCUUUACCCAUAAUUUAAGUUUAAGAAUAAAGUCGAGCGAAAAAAUGAAUUUAUAAUUGCCGCGAUUUUAUUGGCAAACAAAAGUUAUUCCAGAAUUAUAAACUGAUUAACUUUCAGGAAGAAUUGAUUGAUUGAUAAACUAUGGGACACGAAUGGAAUUACAUUGCAUUGCAUUUCAGCGCUCAGCGAUGAUUAGAAUCAAAUAAAAUUCUCAUUUUCUUAUAGAUCAUGAGCAGGAUUUGUUCGAAAAUCUACUUAAAGCAUUUUUGCUUUUUUGUUCCGACAAUCAUCAGUCAGCACGUUUUCCUACUUAUUAUUAUUA